Paramecium tetraurelia is the source of this 625-nucleotide messenger RNA. RefSeq lists its product as uncharacterized. NCBI's taxonomy places the organism in Eukaryota, Ciliophora, Oligohymenophorea, Peniculida, Parameciidae. The transcript is spliced from 3 exons. The record is from RefSeq and is a predicted model, not a curated record.
AUUUAUUUUUGAAAUACCAAAAUUUCAUUCAGAUGAAUCCUGAUCUAAUGUGCAAUUUAUACUCACAAAGCUAAUAUUACAAUCCCUUCUAUUACUUGCACCAACAAUAAAUGAUCUAAUACAUGAUGUGUUAAUAAUUGACCCCUACCAUGUAGCUGCCCUCAUAUAAGUACGAAACGCCAUUCGUUUUGAAUAAUGGAAUAACUCAGCAAUAGAUUGAAUCGCCAAAUAUCACGAAUACUGCCCAAAACAAUCAUUUAACUGAAGUUGACUAUGGACUGGAGGAAAAGUGCAAUUUGGGUGAUGACGAGUCUCAAUCAAGAGUAAAUGGACAUUGGACCAAACAAGAACAUUUAUCAUAUCUAGAAUUCGUCAAGAGUCAUGAGUCUAUUUUAAGGUCGAAGUACGAUAAGAAGUCAAAAAAAAUAUUCAAGUUAAUGAGCCAGUUCAUUCCGACUAGAACAGCUACUCAAUGUAGAUCUCAUCACUAAAAAUUUAAUCCCUUGGCAAAGGGUAAAAAGAAAAGCAGAUAGAUCAACAAGCAAAUCCCAACUGUCAUCCACCCAUGAAAAUGCCCUCUUUGAUUCUAUUAAUGUUAUUUCAAUUUUUUAAAUGGAACAAAAUU